UAUAGAUCUUUAGAUAUCUUAGUUUUAAAAAGAAAGCAACUAUGGAAUCUAUGACUAUUUUUGGCAAUAUAAAUUAUUAAUCUAUCGUCAUAGAAUGUAUUAGAUACAAUCAAAGAGUUUAAUUUUAUAGACGAUUGCAACGCUUUUUAAUCGUGCCAGCAUACAUUGCAUUUAUUAUUUGCAAAUGUCCGGUGAUUAAUCGUUUUCGAUCUCGGUCAAACUCGUACGUUCUCAAAAGCGCUUACAUUACAUUAACAGUGUUACUGAUAGAUAUCAGCUGUUCUAGUAAAUAAAGAAGGCAUUUCGAUAUGGACAUCGUUGAAAAUGUUACGAAAAAUCAAGAAAACAAUAAAGAAAAUGUAUGUAUAUCAGAAGAAAAGAGGAAUUGUUUAUCCGAAAUAUGUGAAGGAAGUGAAAAUUGGUAUUAUAUGCCGGAUUCUAUUCUUUUAAAUAUUUUUCAAUAUUUAACACCAAAAGAAUUGACAAUUGCUGGAGAAGUAUGUAAAUCAUGGUAUAGAGUAUCGCAUGAUGAAUUUCUUUGGAAAGAUCUGUUCUAUCAAACAUACAAAAUAGACCCGGACAUCGGCAUUAUGCCAGGAAAAACUUCAUGGUUAGGAGAAUUCAAACGUUUAACAUAUCAUACACCACUUUUAGAAACAGAAGUACUUAAGGAACAUUCCCAUCAAGUUUUACAUGUUAGUUUUUCACACAAUGGAAAAAUGUUUGCUACUUGUUCAAAAGAUGGAUACAUUUUUGUUUGGGAAAGUCAAUAUCCUGUUAGUAUAAAAUAUCUUCAUGAUAUGAAAACAUUUAGUUGGAAAUAUACACAAUUUUCACAAUUCAAUUCUUCUGAUACUUUGCUGCUUGUUUCUGGUGUACAUUUUGGAACUCCUCUCAGUACUUCGGGUGAAAUAGCAGUAUUUAGAUUAGCACCUGGAUUUGAUCUUCAAUGUAGAGUAAUAAAUAAACCUUAUGAUAUAUUUGGUACAUGGUACAGUGAACAUUACCUUAUAAGUGGAAAUUUAUGUUGGUUAGCACAUUUAGUUAGUACUAGUCUCUUAUGGCUUAAUAAGGCAAAUCAAGAAACAUCUAGUGAACAUGUACCUAUUAUGACACAAUUAUUUAGAUUUUACAAUGGUAAUGCAUCAUCACUUCGAGCAAUAAUGAUAGCUAACUGUUUGACACCUGAACAAAAUGAAUCUGAAGAACAACAUAAUCAGCCUUCAUCUUCUAAUAUUAAAGAAGAAAGAGGAAAUCCACCAAGUCAUAAAGAUAUUUCAUCUGCAUCUUCUAAUGACACUUUACAAGAAGAACCUGUUGUUCUUCGUCAUGCAUCAUCCAGAUUACAAUAUAGUACAUUGGAAGGUGGAUUCAUGAAUUGGAAAAAACUUGGUGAUGGUUUUGAAUAUGCUAAUCCUAUACAAUAUAAUCAGGAAUAUAGACAAGUAGAAAUGGAAAAAAAAGCACAUGAAAAUGACAAAAAAAGUGAAAAGUCUUUGUGGAAUAAAUCUGGAAAAUCAUCAAAUAUAAAAGAAAGUGAAGACGAGUUAUCAAAUAAUUGUGAAAAAUAUCUUAUUUUUACAACUGGAUCAAAAACUUAUACACCUCAUCAGGUGGGUUUCAAGAGAAUAAAAAAUGUAAAAUUCCCUGCACGAUUAGAUCCAGGACCAUCAUUACGUGAAAGAAUAGAACAAAGAGAAAGAGAACGAGAAAGACAAAAUUCUUAUGCAUUUAUUACUAAUUGGUUGGAUUAUGAAUCUGUAGCUGAUCAAUUUGAUAAAGUAGAUCACUUAAUUGAUUUGCAUGGACAUAUUAUAGGGAUGGGAUUAUCUCCAGAUCAUAGAUAUUUGUACGUGAAUACAAGACCAUGGCCCCGAGGUUACGUUAUUACAAAUCCAUUACAACCUCCGCCGAUAGCUCAAGAAAUUGAUAUACAUGUUAUUGAUUUAGUAACAUUAAAGCAAGUUGGUACCAUGCUAAGAGCUCAUAAGGCAUAUACACCAAAUAAUGAAUGCUUCUUUAUUUUCCUUGAUGUAUGCAAUGAAUAUGUAGCCAGUGGAGCUGAAGACAAACAUGGUUAUCUUUGGGACAGACAUUAUGGAGUAUGUUUAGCUAAAUUUCCUCAUUCUGAUGUUGUUAAUUCUGUUGCUUUCAAUCCAUGUGAUCCUGAAAUGUUAGUCACAACUAGCGAUGAUUUUACUGUUAAAGUUUGGCGUAGUCGAGCUGUAGUUCAUUCAUUAGGAUUAAAUGAAGAUUCUUUCCGUAGAGGUAUGGAAGUACGUAAUAGGCGAAAAUUUCGAAAAAGUAGUUGUAAUAUUGAUUGACUAAAGACUAUUAAAUUUCCAAUUUAAAUUUCUAUUUAAAAUUUUAAAAAAUAUAUUAAAUUACUUAUACCUUCUAUUUAAAUGUGUAAUAUAUUAAUAUAUGAAUUCAUAAAUUCUAUUUUUAAUUAAAUAGAAUUUAAUAAUAGGAUACAUAUGGUUACACAUUUAUAAAUAUAAUAUUAUAGAUAUUUAUAAUUAUCUAUAGAUAUUAACAAUUAAACUACAAAUGUUACAUAUAACAAUUAAAAACAAAUAUUACAUAUAUUUUAUUUAUAGAAUAUUAUCCUUAAGUAAAGAAAGAAUGAUUUUGCUGUAUAAUGAUAUUUAUUAUAAUUGGAAUAUUUAUAUAAUUUUUUUAUAAUCAAUCCAAAAAUUUUCAAAUAAUUUUAUUCAUUUUUUUUGUCGUUUUGUAAGUACUUAAAGAUAAAUUAUUCUUUCGAAAAUAAGUUAUAUAUUUUUAAAUAUUUAAAAAUAAAUCUUUUCUAAAUUUUUAUAACAAAUUUAAUUGACAAUAUUUUAUGUUUAGAUAAUAUUAAUAAUAAGAUAAUAUUUUCUGACUGAUAUUUUUAAAUUAAUUUAGAAUAAGUUUUGAUGGUACACAAAUGUUUAAUAUAUAUAAUUAACAGUUACUGAAAUAAUUCUCAUUAAAAUAAAAAUGUAAGAUUAAAAUGUUUUAUAAUUUUACUCAAAUAAAAAAAAAGAGAUAAAAAAUUAAGAAUUUUUAAUUAUUUUACAUAUAUAUAUAUAUAUAUAUAUAUAUAUAUAUAUAAAUAAUGUAUCAUCAGAACUAUAUGAAUAACUAUUUAUAAGUAAUAUAUUUUAAAUAAAAAAAUUUACUUUUAAUUAAAAUGAAAUUAAUAUUUUAAAAAAAAUUAUAUUAACAAAAAUAUUAUAUAAGAAAAAAAAAGCCAAUUAAAAAAAGAAUUGUUUUUAUGUUACAAAUAUUUAACAUAUUUACUUAUAUAUUUACUUAAAUAUUAUAAUACAAUAAGAGAUAUAUGUGUAAUAAAUAUAAAAGAUAAUCAAGAAUCGUUACGAUAGAUUGUUAAGAGAGAGAAAUUUACAUUUAAAGUUAUAUGUAAUUAUUUCGUUAAGAAUUUCAAAUCUAUAAUAAACUUUAAUACUUACAAUAUUUUUGUAAUUUGUUUUAGAAUAACUAUUGAAAAACUAUAAAAUAAUAUACAUGUUCUAUACUUUGUGAUAUAGGAACUAUAAUUAAUUCUAUGGAAUUAUAUAUUAAUUCUAUUUCAAUGAAAAAAUGUACAUAUUUUUAUUUUUAAAUUAUUUAAAAAUCACUAGCUAUUGUUAAUAAAUUCAUUUUUAACUAUAUAUUAUAUAAAUAUCAAAUCAUGUAACAUUAAUUAACGAUAUAAUAAAUAAAAAUCUAUUUUGUUUUUUCUUUUACUUUCAAUAAU
Apis cerana (Asiatic honeybee) is the source of this 3739-nucleotide messenger RNA. RefSeq names its product F-box and WD repeat domain containing 5 (gene Fbw5). The record is from RefSeq and is a predicted model, not a curated record. Lineage: Eukaryota; Metazoa; Arthropoda; Insecta; Hymenoptera; Apidae. Gene Ontology annotation, cellular component: SCF ubiquitin ligase complex; Cul4-RING E3 ubiquitin ligase complex. Gene Ontology annotation, molecular function: protein binding. Gene Ontology annotation, biological process: protein ubiquitination.